AUGGAAGAAAGAGAUGAUGACCUUGUCAAUUCAACUAUUUCAGAUGUCGCAAUAUUAAAUGUUUGCCCACAUGAAGAAAUUGAAACAAUAACGGUACGUGAGCCAUGCGUUCAAACUUAUACGAAAUAUAUUAGAAGUCGAAAACCCGGUUGUAAUGGACAGUUUCAAUCAUGUUCAGUUCGUGAACCAAAGAGAGUAUAUUAUCGUACAUAUAAAAAUAUUACACGUACAAGAAGACAUACAACGGCACAGUGUUGCGCUGGUUGGAUUCAGGUACCUGGUAAAGAAGGAUGUCAAAGAGCAAAUUGUACACCUGAGAUAUGUCAUAACGGUGGAACCUGUCAAUUAUCAGCAUUGAAUAAAAGUGAAGAAAUUUGUCGCUGCCUACCUGGAUUUCAAGGCGCUCGAUGUCAAUACGAUAUAAACGAAUGCUUGGUGAAUAAUGGUGGAUGUCCACAUGAGUGUGUCAAUACGAUCGGUACAUUCUAUUGCCGUUGUUUUGCUGGAUAUCAGCUAGACAGCGAUCACCAGAAAUGCAUUGAUGUUGAUGAAUGCCAAUUUGAAAAUGGUGGUUGCGAGUAUCGAUGCCAAAAUACGGAAGGUGGAUAUCGCUGUGAGUGUCCACCAAAGAUGCAGCUGCAUUCAAAUGGUCGUCGAUGCAUUCGUCGAAAUAUUUGUGCAACAGAUAAUGGUGGUUGUGAACAAAUCUGUGAAGAAAGACAUGGACGAUUUCAUCGAUGCAAAUGUCGGCAAGGAUUCAAACUAGCUGCCGAUAAGCGGCGAUGUCAUCCCAUUGAUCCAUGUAUGGUAAAUCGUGGUGGUUGUGAGCAGCAUUGCGUUAAUGAUAACGGAAGAGCCGUAUGUCAAUGCUAUCAUGGUCUAAGAAUUGGAUCAGAUCAGAAAUCAUGCGUUGAUAUCGAUGAAUGUGCAACAACGAAAGCUUCAAUAUGCGAGCAUGAAUGUGUUAAUGUUUAUGGAACGUAUAGAUGCCGUUGUCGAAUCGGAUAUCGACUACUACCCAAUGGACGUCAAUGUAAGCCAAUAAAUGAUCCAUGUCAGGAAGGAAACGGAGGCUGUGAGCAUAUAUGCCAAAGUUAUGAAAAUAAUAGUCUGAAAUGCUCUUGCAGAACUGGUUAUCAACUUAACACCGAUGGUAGAUCUUGCUCUGACAUUGACGAAUGCAUUGAUGACAACGGUGGCUGCAAGCAACUUUGCAUUAAUCUACUUGGAAGUUAUCAUUGCUCCUGUAAAACUGGCUUUCUACUUAUUUACGAUGGCAAAACUUGUGAAGAUAUUAAUGAAUGUAUUGCAAAUAAUGCUGGUUGUGAGCAUCAUUGUAUCAAUGAGGAGGGUGGAUAUACGUGUAAAUGCGAAAUUGGCUAUAACUUGGCAUCUGAUAACCAUUCCUGUCACGAUAUUAACGAAUGCUUAAUAAACAACGGUGAAUGCAGCCAAUUAUGCAAGAAUAAGGAGGGCAGUUAUCAUUGCAACUGCUUUCGUGGUUUCAGUCUUGCAGAAGAUGGCAAGACAUGCAUUGCUUCACUUCUGUCAGAUUCGCUAUUUGUUUACGUCACAACUGAUUCAACUCCUCAAAGUAUCAGGCAGCAUUCAGGAAGGAUAGCAUUAUUAACUGAUCACUCAAAAUACAAUGAUAUAAUAGAGCAUGAACUACACCAAGAAGAUGACGGAAGCAUGUCACAAGAUCUUUCCAAACUAUCACAUUUUGGUACCAUCCGUAUGCUACACAGUCUUCCUAUUGCUUGCGAAUAUGGUCGCUUUGGAGCAGAAUGUCGUUAUAGAUGUGUUGAUUGUAAAAAUGGAGGAAAAUGUCGUCGUGAUAAAAGCGGUUGUGAGUGUGCUUCCGGUUAUAGAGGUACAGUUUGCGAGGAUCAAUGUCCUGAAGGUACUUGGGGAUUGGGUUGCAAAAAGGCGUGUGAAUGUAAUGGACAAAUUUGCAAUCAUAUUACCGGUGAAUGCGAUUGUCCGGAUGGUGUGGAAUGUGAUGAUAGUUGUCCGGCUGGCUUUUAUGGACCUUCGUGCAAUUUGCCAUGCCAAAUGACCUGUAAUGGUGGACGAUGCGACAGGAAAUAUGGGUAUUGCUCUUGUCCAGCUGGUUAUUAUGGUGAAAAAUGCGAUCAAAUUUGCCCGCGGUUUAGUUAUGGUCGUAAUUGUCGUCAUAUAUGCAACUGCGAAAAGGAAUACUCAGAAGGAUGCGAACCAAAGACUGGAAAAUGCAUUUGUAAAAGUGGUUUCUAUGAUCCAUUCUGCAAACGACGUUGUCCGGUUGGUUUUUACGGACAGCACUGCACCAAAAAAUGUAGCUGUGCUGAAAAUCAAGAAUGUGAUUCUACUAAUGGCAAUUGUAUCAAGAAAUGUCGUCCGGGAUAUACCGGUGAUCAGUGCCAAACCCCCUGCCCUAUCGGUAUGUACGGAUAUAAUUGUACCCAAAAAUGUGCAUGCGAAUCAGGUGCAUCUCAAGUAUGCCAUCAUGUCACCGGAACAUGCACAUGCCGACCUGGUUAUUAUGGUGUAUUAUGUGAAAAAAUAUGUCCUACUGGUUUAUAUGGUCCUAAUUGUCAACACGAAUGUUCCUGUAAAAAUAAUGGUACCUGUAACAGUAAAGAUGGUUCAUGUAUUUGUCCAGCUGGGUAUUAUGGUGCUGCUUGUAGUGAAGUUUGUCCAAGCAAUCAUUUUGGUCUGAACUGCAUGCAGCUUUGUGAAUGUUAUAAUGGUGCUGAUUGUAAUCCUUCAAAUGGUUCAUGCAAAUGUUUAACCGGUUGGAGUGGUCAAAAAUGCGACAUACCAUGUCCAGAAGGAUAUUUCGGUAUCAAUUGCAGUGAGCGAUGUAGCUGCGACCAGGGAGUGCAAUGUGAUCCAGCUGACGGAGAAUGUACAUGUCCACCGGGAUAUCACGGGAAAAAUUGUGAUCUAUUGUGCGAUGAAGGUUAUUUUGGUAACCGCUGUAAAGGUAUCUGUGUUUGUCGAAAUAAUGCUACUUGCAAUCCGAUCAAUGGUGCUUGUAGCUGUAAGCCCGGCUGGCGCGGUCAACACUGUGAUCGACCUUGUCCUGAUGGACGAUACGGUGACGGUUGUAAAAAGGUCUGCAAUUGCUCUUCAUUUGAUGGCAUCAAAAUGGCACCAUUUGUCAUGAAGUGCCAUGCUGUGACUGGAGAAUGUCUUUGUACUGAAGGUUGGGUUGGAGCUAAUUGUCAAACGCCGUGUCCUUCAAACAGAUGGGGUAUUGGUUGUAAAGAGGAAUGUCGGUGCACGAACGAUGGAAUUUGUGAUCGAUUUACAGGGAAUUGUGAUUGUCCAGCAGGAUUUAUGGGACCGCACUGCGAAGAAGAAUGCCCAUUCGAUCGCUAUGGACCCAAUUGUAAUAAUCAUUGCCUUUGCAUGCACAAUGGUACUUGUGAUCCUAAGAAUGGUACCUGUAAAUGUGCGCCUGGAUGGACCGGACCCGCGUGUGAAUUUAUGUGUCCAUUUAAACGGUACGGAAUAAAUUGUGAACACGAAUGUAAUUGUAUGCGAGGUGCAAGUUGCAACCGUACGGAUGGUAGUUGUCAGUGUUUACCCGGUUCUAUUGGUGAAAGAUGCGAGCGCGUUUGUCCUCAUGGUUUAUUUGGCGAACGUUGUGAAGAAUUGUGCUUAUGCGAAAAUGGUGCAAAUUGUGAUCCAAUCAGUGGUCAUUGUCAUUGUACUCCUGGUUGGCGAGGUCGCAAAUGUAAUCGACCAUGUUUAAGAGGUUAUUAUGGACAGCACUGUGCCUCAGCAUGUCGAUGUCCAAAUCAGAAGCCGUGUAAUCAUAUCACCGGUCGCUGUCAUUGUCCGAAUGGCUACACCGGUCAUUCUUGCACCGAGCUUUGUCCUCCUGGAACAUUCGGUGAAAAUUGUGCACAACAGUGCGAAUGUGCAUCGAAUGCUAACUGUGAUCCCAUUACCGGGAAAUGCUUUUGUAAGCCGGGAUAUGCCGGAUGUAUCCAAGGACGAUAUGGCACGAAUUGUGAUGGCAUUUGUCAGUGCAUGAACGGUGGUACUUGUAGUGAAGUAACUGGACAAUGUAUUUGUCCGCCAGGUUUUGUUGGUACCAAAUGUGAGGUAUCCUGUCCCACGAAUCGGUUUGGUGAAAAAUGCGAAAAACUCUGCCAAUGUGAAAAUGGAGGUACUUGUGAUCGAGUAACAGGUCAGUGUCGUUGUGCAGCUGGUUUCACCGGCUUGCAAUGCCAACAGGUAUGCCCUGAGGGACGUUUUGGUCCUGGAUGUCGUGAAAAAUGCCGAUGCGCUAAUCAGGCGCACUGUGAUCCAGCAACUGGCGCUUGUAAAUGUUCACUGGGAUAUACCGGAGCAACGUGUGAUCAGCCCUGUCCAGAUGGCAAAUAUGGAGUGAAUUGUACGCUAGAUUGCGAAUGUCAUGGUGGUGCUAAAUGUGAUCCUGUGCAGGGUUGCUGCGACUGUCCAACAGGUCGUUAUGGUACUCGCUGUCAGUAUACAUGUCCAGUUGGUUUCUAUGGUUGGUAUUGUAGUCAAAGUUGUGAUUGUCAGAAUGGCGCAACAUGCGAUCCCAGUGAUGGCCAAUGUCGAUGCCCUUCAGGAUAUUUUGGCAAGCAGUGUGAACGUUUCUGUACUAACAAUACCUACGGUCCACACUGUCAACUGUUUUGUGAUUGUGGCGAAUUCCAAUGUGAUCCAGAAACCGGAAAAUGUGAUUGCCCUUUAGGAUUGCAUGGUGUUAAAUGUAAACAAGCAUGUCGACCGGGACGGUAUGGAAAAAAUUGUGAACAGCGAUGUGAAUGUUACAAUGGUGCAACGUGUAAUCGAGUUACCGGUCAGUGUACUUGUGCCCCGGGAUAUCUUGGCGCAACUUGCCAGCAAGAACAAUUUGACAUGGAAAGUGUUGCAAAACGUGGCGAUCUUCCGGAAUAUGAUUUCCGUAAGAAGCGAUAG
Cercopithifilaria johnstoni is the source of this 4944-nucleotide messenger RNA. The record is from the annotation of a GenBank genome assembly. NCBI's taxonomy places the organism in Eukaryota, Metazoa, Nematoda, Chromadorea, Rhabditida, Onchocercidae.